Molecule: messenger RNA, 1675 nt
Organism: Telopea speciosissima
Lineage: Eukaryota; Viridiplantae; Streptophyta; Magnoliopsida; Proteales; Proteaceae
Product: sugar transport protein 10-like
Exons: 7
Coding region: 67-1617 (516 amino acids)
Biological process (GO): monosaccharide transmembrane transport
Cellular component (GO): membrane
Molecular function (GO): monosaccharide transmembrane transporter activity
Source: RefSeq, a predicted model, not a curated record
AACUUCAUCUUAGCGAUAGAUCUUUUUGGAGUUGAGAGGCCAAAGACUUAACUAGUUUGUUGCAAGAUGGCGGGAGGAACUAUUGUAUCCACUGGUCCGAUUAAGAACUACAAUGGUGGGAUGACAACCUUUGUUUUUGUCACCUGUUUUGUCGCGGCCACCGGUGGUUUGAUUUUCGGAUAUGAUCUUGGGAUUUCAGGGGGAGUGACUUCUAUGAAUGAAUUCCUUGAGAAAUUCUUCCCUUCAGUGUACAAGAAGAUGAAUGAUGGAUCUAGUAAAGAAAGUCAGUACUGUAAAUUCGACAGUGAACUACUAACUAGCUUCACAUCUUCACUCUAUGUUGCUGCACUGGUAGCUUCCUUCUUCGCGUCUGCAAUAACUAGAGUCUUUGGCCGGAAGAUCUCAAUUUUGAUAGGAGGGAUUGUGUUUCUUGUGGGCUCCAUCGUCAAUGGUCUCGCUCAGAAUGUUGCAAUGCUAAUCAUUGGUCGCUUACUACUUGGUGUGGGAGUCGGUUUCGGCAAUCAGUCUGUCCCUGUGUAUCUAUCUGAAAUGGCACCAGCAAAACUAAGAGGGGGACUCAACAUGGGAUUCCAAUUGGCCAUUACAAUUGGUAUUUUGGUUGCAAAUCUUGUGAACUAUGGCACAGCCCAGAUGAAAUCAAAUGGGUGGAGAUGGUCUUUGGCUAUCGCGGCGGUUCCGGCAAUAAUAAUGACCGUUGGAUCACUUUUAUUGCCGGACACCCCAAACUCUCUACUUGAAAGAGGCCAUAUGGAGAAGGCGAAAUCAAUGUUGCAGAAGGUCCGUGGCACCUCUGAUGUUGAUGAAGAGUUCCAAGACCUUAUGGAUGCAAGUGAGCAAUCAAAGCUGGUUGAGCACCCAUGGAGAAACAUCAUUCAGCCUAGGUACAGGCCUCAGCUCGUCAUGGCCAUUCUCAUUCCCUUCUUCCAGCAACUCACUGGUAUCAAUGUUAUCAUGUUCUACGCACCAGUACUCUUCAAGACAUUGGGCUUCGGCGACAAUGCCUCGCUCAUGUCUGCUGUCAUUUCCGGCCUUGUUAAUGUGGUUGCAACCUUCGUCUCCAUUUUCUCUGUCGAUAAGGUCGGCCGAAGGUUCUUGUUCCUCCAAGGUGGCAUUCAGAUGAUCAUCUGCCAGAUUGUUGUAGGAGUGGUCAUUGGAUUGAAGUUUGGGAUCAAUGGAGAAGGAUCCUUGUCAAAGGGAUAUGCUAAUCUGGUGCUGAUCUUGAUUUGCAUUUACGUGGCGGCAUUCGCUUGGUCAUGGGGUCCUUUGGGAUGGCUAGUACCCAGUGAGAUCUUCCCACUUGAGAUCAGAUCAGCAGGUCAAGCCAUCAAUGUAUCUGUAAACAUGUUUUUCACCUUUAUUAUAGCUCAAGUGUUCCUCGCUAUGCUUUGCCACAUGAAGUUUGGUCUCUUCUUAUUCUUCGCCGCAUGGGAAAUUGUGAUGACAAUCUUCAUCUACUUCUUCUUGCCGGAGACGAAGAAUGUACCAAUUGAAGAGAUGAACAGAGUAUGGAAGCAACACUGGUUCUGGAGUAAGUAUAUCCCAGACGAGGCUAUCACCGGUGGCAUCCAACUCCCAGCUGGGAAGACUGUUGCCUAAAUAAAUAAAGUUGGAAUAUGAUCAAGAGGACUAUGGAGGAAGAGUACUUUCAGUAAAU